Rubroshorea leprosula is the source of this 644-nucleotide messenger RNA. NCBI's taxonomy places the organism in Eukaryota, Viridiplantae, Streptophyta, Magnoliopsida, Malvales, Dipterocarpaceae. The record is from the annotation of a GenBank genome assembly.
AGAUGCAAUUCGUACACUAGCUACUUUCCAAAAUCACUAUGUUCCCAAUCCUAGAAGUACAAGGCAUUCUGUUAGACAGCCCCAGUUGAGAUCUUCUCAGAACUCUUCAACUAGGAGAAGGAGCGGCCAUCCUCGACAGCCUACUCAUAGGAUGUCACGUUUGGCAAACCGAUUAUCAAACCAAUCUCGUGCUGCGUCAUCCAGGGCUAGGAAUUUCCAGUUUCCUUUGGGCAUGGAUUUAGAUACAAGACUUGAUAUACUGGAAGCCUUGGAAGCCGCAGCUGGGGAUCUCAGCAAUAUAGGGCCAGUUAGUGGCAUCCUUCAUGCUCAGCGUGAUUUCAAUGAAAAUGAUUAUGAAAUGUUAUUGGCAUUAGAUGAGAACAAUCAUCGACAUGGUGGUGCAUCUGUUCGCCAGAUAAAUAAUUUGCCACAGUCAGUAGUGCAGACUGAUAAUUUUGAAGAAGCUUGUGCUAUAUGUCUUGAAACUCCAGCUGUUGGAGACACCAUACGUCAUCUUCCUUGCCUACACAAGUUUCACAAAGAUGUAGCUUCCCUUCAUUAUUUUCUUCCUUGUUCUAUUGGUUAUUUUAUAAUAUAAUCUAACAAGAUUCAAAUGCUUCUUCAUCUGAAUGUGACAGUGCAUU